Molecule: messenger RNA, 777 nt
Organism: Artibeus jamaicensis (Jamaican fruit-eating bat)
Lineage: Eukaryota; Metazoa; Chordata; Mammalia; Chiroptera; Phyllostomidae
Gene: KLK9
Product: kallikrein related peptidase 9
Exons: 5
Coding region: 22-777 (251 amino acids)
Biological process (GO): proteolysis
Molecular function (GO): serine-type endopeptidase activity
Source: RefSeq, a predicted model, not a curated record
GGACCCAGGCACCCAGAGAUCAUGAAGCUGGGAUUUGUCUGUGUGUUGCUUUCUCUCCUGGCAGGGAACAGCUGGGCAGACACCAGAGCCAUCGGAGCUAAGGAAUGCCAACCCAACUCCCAGCCCUGGCAGGCCGGCCUCUUCUACCGCACCCACCUCUUCUGUGGGGCCACCCUCAUCAGCGACCGCUGGCUGCUCACAGCUGCCCACUGCCACAAGCCGUAUCUGUGGGUCCGCCUUGGGGAGCAUCACCUCUGGAAAUGGGAGGGUCCAGAGCAGCUGUUGCGAGUCACGGACUUCUUCCCUCACCCCGAGUUCAACAAGGAUCUCAGAGCUCAAGACCACAACAACGACAUCAUGCUGAUCCGUCUGCCCAGGAAGGCACAGCUGGGACCUGCUGUGCAGCCCCUCAACAUCAGCCACACCUGCGUCUCCCCGGGAACCCAGUGCCUCAUCUCAGGCUGGGGGGCCGUGUCCAGCCCCAAGGUGCAGUACCCGCUCACGCUGCAGUGUGCCAACAUCAGCAUCCUGGAGCCUAGACUCUGCCAUCGCGCAUAUCCGGGCCACAUCACCAAGAGCAUGCUCUGUGCUGGCCUGUGGGAGGGAGGCCGCGGCUCCUGUCAGGGUGACUCUGGGGGCCCCCUGAUUUGUCACGGGACCCUGGCUGGCGUGGUGUCUGGAGGCGCGGAGCCCUGCUCCCGACCCCGGCGCCCUGCCGUCUACACGAGUGUGUGCCACUACGUGCGCUGGAUCAGAAAAACAAUGGAGGAAAACUGA